GUCCACGUUUACUUGUUCAGCCCGGCCUGCUGAACAACAGGCGAGGUAGGUCGGCGCUCAAAUGAGGAAUGAAUCACAAAUCUAGGUAUAAGUAGAGGCACAGGCCUCGGUGAGAUGAUGGGUUUUUGCAAUUCAUCCAGCAAGAAUCAAUCCCUACAGCAAUUAACUUGAACCCACCAUAUCAUUCACCGACAAUGCCUCUUCCAGCCGACGAACAGGUCAAUCAGGUAGCGAACACCUUGCUCACAACCCUGAAGACUACCUUUGGAACCCCUCCGGGCUUUCGACCAGCGCAUGCCAGGGGCAUUUUGAUCAAUGGCACCUUUACUCCUACUCCUGAGGCUGCCACUUUGUCGUCCGCACAUCAUUUCAACACUCCCUCGACCCCUGUGGUCGUUCGAUUUUCAAACUCUACCGGUAUUCCAGUCAUUCCUGACAACGAUGCCAAUGCAAACCCAAGAGGGUUUGCCUUGCGUUUCACCCUGCCUGAAAAGGAUGGGAAACGCCAACACACUGAUGUGAUUACGCAUUCUACCCCGUUCUUCCCUGUACGGACUGGCCAAGCGUUCAACGAUUUGUUCGUUGCAGUCGGCCAGUCGGCCAAUCACGACAAAUCGACUGGUCCAUCGCCAAUCGAAGUCUUUUUGAGCAAAACUCCUUCCGCCGCUGCUUUCUUGGGUGCUCCAAAACCCUUCCCUGCAAGCUUUGCGACAGAGAAGUACUUUGGUGUCAAUGCCUUCAAACUUGUUGCCGCUGACGGCAAAGUCACAACGGUCCGCUACCGCAUAACGCCGGAUGCUGGCGAGUCCCACAUCUCAGAUGAAGAAGCCAAGGCCAAGGAUCCCGCCUACCUGCACAAUGAAAUACAAACCCGUAUCAUCGAUGGUGGCGUUUCCUUCACCUACUCGGUACAAAUCGCCGAGGAAGGCGAUGUCACAGAUGAUGCGACUGUGCAAUGGCCCGAGGACCGCAAGAUUGUGAAGCUUGGGACCAUCAAGCUGGACAAAGUCACAGACAAUAAUGAUGAACAGUCAAGGACUACCAUUUUUGAUCCUGUCCCCAGAAUCCAAGGCGUCGAACCCAGCGACGACCCUCUGCUGGAUGUAAGAGCCAGUUUGUAUUUGCUCAGUGGAAGAGAGAGAAGAGCUGCUGGACCUCAUCAGUGAAUGGGUCCAGUUGGGAGAAUGCAUUAAGCGGUGGAUGUCAUCCAGGCAGUCUGGUCUGCCUCCCUGCGAUUUCUUUUAUACUCAUAUUCCACAGUGCAUGAAUGGAACAAACAAGGCGAUCAUUCGCUC
Messenger RNA from Exophiala mesophila, 1295 nucleotides. RefSeq lists its product as uncharacterized. Gene Ontology annotation, biological process: response to hydrogen peroxide; hydrogen peroxide catabolic process. Bases 195 to 1166 code for a protein of 323 amino acids. Lineage: Eukaryota; Fungi; Ascomycota; Eurotiomycetes; Chaetothyriales; Herpotrichiellaceae. Gene Ontology annotation, molecular function: heme binding; catalase activity. The record is from RefSeq and is a predicted model, not a curated record. The transcript has 2 exons. Gene Ontology annotation, cellular component: mitochondrion; cytoplasm; peroxisome.